Messenger RNA from Penicillium argentinense, 1395 nucleotides. RefSeq names its product phosphoserine phosphatase SerB. The transcript has 3 exons. Gene Ontology annotation, biological process: dephosphorylation; L-serine biosynthetic process. NCBI's taxonomy places the organism in Eukaryota, Fungi, Ascomycota, Eurotiomycetes, Eurotiales, Aspergillaceae. Bases 1 to 1395 code for a protein of 464 amino acids. The record is from RefSeq and is a predicted model, not a curated record. Gene Ontology annotation, molecular function: magnesium ion binding; L-phosphoserine phosphatase activity. Gene Ontology annotation, cellular component: cytoplasm.
AUGGCCGAAUCCACCCACCCUCGCCAGCGGCCCUCGCUGGGCCAGAUGCGCAGCAGUUCGUUCCUCCAAGAUCACCAGCAAUAUAAGCCCCCCGCCCCGAUCAGCGCCAACAUUGGCGAGGUGCUCGGCUCUCAGUUGGACGAGAGUCUGUCUACUCUCACCAAUCCCAUUAAACCGGACCCAGAGCGUGUUCACGAGAGUGGUGUUAUUCACAGUAUCUUCAACCACCAGGCCGCUCAGCUCCCCCACGGCACUCCGCGCAUCGUCGCGACCAUUUUCUACAAAUCCGGCAAUCCUGUUCACCCUCAUAUUCACCCCGAUGUGUCGCCUAACCUCACCACGGGGGAUAAGCUCCCUGCGCCUCAUGUCCCAGUGGGGUCAGCCCCGACGGAUGACAUGGAGAAGAUUCCCCGAGAGCCGCCAGCACCGGAACCGGAGCCAUUGGAUCACCUGUACGGGCCAUUCGUCUCGCAAUUGUGUCUGACGAACUUCCUCCAGAUCCUCGAGACUCUUCCCACCCCGUACCAGCGCGCAAACACGUCGCACCGCUGUCUUGAUCGUGAAGAGCAGCCUCGAGUUGUCGAGGUCACAUUCUCCCCGCCUCCAGACCCAGAAUACCUCUCGUUCGUGGAUCUACGUAAGCACGAGAGCAUCUGGCGUUUCGAGCGCGAGUGGAAUGUCGAGGUAGUCCUGCAAGAGGAGAGUGUUUUCCGCCGGCACAAGCGAUUGGCAGUCUUCGAUAUGGAUAGCACUCUUAUUGAGAACGAGGUCAUCGACGAGAUCGCCAAAUUCAUCGGAGUGGAGAAAGAGGUUUCGGAAAUCACGGAGCGAGCGAUGAACGGAGAGCUGGACUUUGCUGCUUCCCUGAAGGAGCGUGUUGGCCUUUUGAAGGGUGUCCCCGCCGACGUUUUCGAGAAGCUUAAGUCUGUUCUCACUAUUUCCAAGGGUGCUCGCGAACUCUGCGGUGCCUUGAAGGCUCUCGGAUACAAAAUGGCCGUUUUAAGUGGUGGCUUCCAGCCUCUGGCGGAGUGGCUCGCAGGUGAACUUGGACUGGAUUAUGCCGUUGCUAACCACCUUGAAAUCGACACCGCCACUCAAACCCUGACCGGCAAACUCGUCGAAUCCAAGCCCAUCAUCGAUGCAGCCCAGAAGCGCACCCUCCUCAAGUCCAUUGCGGCCGAGAACAACAUCCCUGUAUCCCAGACUAUGGCUGUUGGCGACGGCGCUAAUGAUCUACUGAUGCUUCACGCUGCUGGCCUUGGUGUCGCCUGGCGCGCCAAGUCCAAGGUCCAGCUUGAAGCACCCACUCGUGUCAACGGCGAGAGUCUGGUCGAUAUCCUCUACUUACUUGGUAUGGAUAGUAAGGAUAUUGUUGAACUCUCCAAGCGGCAGUAA